Messenger RNA from Sordaria macrospora k-hell, 1530 nucleotides. RefSeq lists its product as uncharacterized. Gene Ontology annotation, molecular function: zinc ion binding; dioxygenase activity. Lineage: Eukaryota; Fungi; Ascomycota; Sordariomycetes; Sordariales; Sordariaceae. The record is from RefSeq and is a predicted model, not a curated record. Gene Ontology annotation, cellular component: nucleus. Gene Ontology annotation, biological process: DNA repair; DNA alkylation repair.
AUGGAUAGAUUCGUAACUAGGGGCAAGAGAAAGGCCGACUCGACCCUAGAAGAGACUGUUGUUACAACUCAACUACAGCAGUCUGUCACCGUUCCCCAUAUUCCACUAGAUAAUCCAACCGAUGGCGACGGGGAAUCGACAGAUAUCAAACUGGCCAUACUUGCCUCACUACACCCCCGGUUCGACCAUGAUACGUUGCUGGAUCUUCUGAUCGCCCACGAUGGGUCCGUGGAAGCCACAACGGAGGCCUUGAAAGGCGCCCAAUACGCAUUGACUCCCAAGAAGAAGCCGUCAGGAAUCACUUCCCAGGCUUCCCUACGAUCUUUCGCUGUUUCAUCUACCACUGCCGACAACGGCAAUGGUAGUGCGAGCACCACCACCCCGAAGAAACCCAAGCUCCUCUCCCGGAAAGGCGCAACACUCCAUCUAUACGACCCCUCCGACAUCAGCACCCACACACCCUGCACCGUCAUCCACAACUUUCUUCCCCCGGAGAUUGCCAACAGCCUCCUGAUAGAGCUCCUCGAAGAAGCCAAAUCCUUCGGCAAAACCACCUUCAAGCUCUUCGACAACGUAGUCUCCAGCCCUCACACCUCGGGCUUCUUCGUCGGCAGCGACUGGGAGCUCGCCGAGCAAAAGUCAGCCUACUUCUACAACGGCGCGCGGCUCUCGGACGUUCGGCGGCUGACGCCUCAGCUGGAAAAGGUGCGGCCGUUGGUGCAGGAGGCAGUAAACGCGGAGAUUCAGCAGCGCAUACGGACUCAUCACCUGUACGGUGGUAAGAAGCUCAAGUACCAGUCCCCCGAUGCCUGGUCGCCCAACGCGGCGUUUGUGAAUCUGUACGAUGGCCCGGACCAGAACGUGGGCUGGCACAGCGACCAGUUGACGUAUCUCGGUCCUAGGUCCGUCAUCGGGUCUCUUUCGCUUGGUGUGGCGAGGGAGUUUCGGGUGCGCAGGAUUUUACCCAAGGACGAUGACAAGGAAGAUGGUACAUUAUCCAAGACCACCAACCUCGACUCCUCCCUAAACGAAGGCCAAAUAUCCAUCCACCUCCCGCACAACUCUCUCCUUGUCAUGCACGCCGAAAUGCAAGAGGAGUGGAAGCACUGCGUAACGCCAGCGCAGGCCAUCGAUCCGCACCCUAUUUCCGGUAGGCGGCGCAUCAACGUCACGUACCGCGACUACCGGCCAGACUUUCACCCACGAUACACGCCGCGGUGCGCCUGCGGGAUCCCGACGGUGCUGCGAGUGGUGCAGAAGAAGAGAGAGAACUGGGGCAGGUAUUUCUGGAUGUGCCAUGCUGGUAAUCAACCAGGGAAGGAGGCUUGUUCGUUUUUCCAAUGGGCGGAGUUUGAUGAUGAUGGGAGGCCGUUGUGGAAGAAGGGCACGGGGGCUCGUACCGCUGGGUUGGAAGUUGAAGAAGGGGAAUCAGGUCAACAGCCACCGAAGACCCCGGAUGGGGAACAGCUGUCAACGACGGCAAGUCUUGAAGGACACUCGAUAAUAAACACACGGCCGAUGGCGGAAUAA